CACCCCCUAUCCUUUUCCCUUUAUCUCUUAAUGACCGACCCUCUUUCUCUCACACCUUCAAACUCCUGAACCCCAUCCAACUAUCGCUUAUUUUUCUAAGUGAAACCAUCCCCACAAACUCCAACACCAUGCCUCAAUCCCUGCUUAUGUCAGGGGCCGCCAUAGACUUCAAGAGAGAUAAUGCUUUGCUCCAGUUUCAGAGCACACAUAGCCUUCUUCGCCCUGCUCCUUUCUCUCACUCUGUACGCCCACCACUUCCACCUCGCCGCUGCCUCGUUCUUGGCACCCCAUUUCCCCUCGCUCUCUUCAAAUCCAAAACCAAAGCAGCCCCGGUCAAGAAGGUUGCAGAGUCGAAGCCAAAGGUUGAAGAUGGCAUCUUUGGAACCUCGGGAGGCAUCGGUUUCACAAAGCAAAACGAGCUCUUUGUCGGCCGUGUUGCCAUGAUUGGUUUCGCUGCCUCUAUACUAGGAGAAGCAAUUACAGGGAAGGGAAUUCUAGCCCAAUUGAACUUGGAAACAGGGAUACCCAUCUAUGAAGCAGAGCCUCUCCUCCUCUUCUUCAUCCUCUUCACUCUCUUGGGUGCUAUUGGAGCUCUUGGUGACAGAGGGCGCUUUGUCGAUGACUCUCCAACCGGUCUUGAUAAGGCUGUUAUUCCCCCUGGAAAAGGGAUUCGAUCGGCUCUAGGGCUCCCGGAAGGAGGCCCUCUGUUUGGAUUCACAAAAGCAAACGAACUAUUUGUGGGCAGACUUGCACAACUCGGGAUUGCAUUCUCGAUUAUAGGAGAGAUAGUAACAGGAAAGGGAGCUCUGGCACAGCUCAACAUCGAAACUGGUGUGCCUCUCAGUGACAUCGAGCCCCUUGUGCUCUUCAAUGUCCUCUUCUUCUUCGUUGCAGCUUUGAAUCCCGGCUCUGGUAAAUUUGUCACUGAUGAGGACAAAGAUUAGAAUGUGAUCCUGUGUUUUUUUUUGCAUGUCCUUUUAACAUGUAGUUAUACAAUCUCAGUUCUGGUAAUUCAUGUAGUUAUGCAAUCUAAGAAGCUCAGUUCUGGUAAUUCAUGUAGUUUUCUUCGUGUGGGAUAUUUAUGAACCAUCGAUUUCUUCCCUGUUUCAA
This is a messenger RNA of Amborella trichopoda, 1110 nucleotides long. It is a transcript of the gene NPQ4, whose product is annotated as Chlorophyll A-B binding family protein. The record is from RefSeq and is a predicted model, not a curated record. NCBI's taxonomy places the organism in Eukaryota, Viridiplantae, Streptophyta, Magnoliopsida, Amborellales, Amborellaceae.